This is a messenger RNA of Lycium ferocissimum, 3789 nucleotides long. RefSeq names its product homeobox-leucine zipper protein ANTHOCYANINLESS 2. Gene Ontology annotation, molecular function: DNA-binding transcription factor activity, RNA polymerase II-specific; lipid binding; DNA binding. The record is from RefSeq and is a predicted model, not a curated record. NCBI's taxonomy places the organism in Eukaryota, Viridiplantae, Streptophyta, Magnoliopsida, Solanales, Solanaceae. The transcript has 9 exons. Gene Ontology annotation, biological process: regulation of DNA-templated transcription. The coding region runs from base 671 to 3157 and encodes 828 amino acids.
AGUUUCUACUACUAUUCAACUUCCUUUUUCUUUUCCUCUUUCUCGUCUCUUCUCUUGUCUUUGCAAAACUGAAAAAACAAAGCCUUUUUAGCCAAACUUUUCUCUCUCACUUCCUUUUCUGUGCUUUUUAUAUCUUUAUUUUUCUCUUCAAAAGUCAAGCAUGCAGAGAUAGAUGCAUAUAUAAAAGAACAGAAAAAUGCCCUCAAAACUAGGGUUUUGCUUGCUUAAGCUUAAACCAUUCUUUUAGGCUUCUCCUUUUGUAUUUGCAGCAAAGAGUGGUUUAAGAAAGAAACACAGAAAAAAGGUCCCCAUUUUUUUCUUUUUUUUUCUUCUUGGGUAGGGAGAGAAGAGGAAUUUUAAUUGGUACUGUUAUUUAAGGGAAGUAUAGAGAAGAGAAAGGCAAGUAGUAGUAAAGAGCAGCUCAAGUAAAGGUUUUUUUGCUUUCUUUCCUUUCUUCUUCUCUUUCUCUCAAGAGUUAAAAUUAGAGAGGAAGUUGGAGACAUUUGGAUUCGUCCUUGUGUCUCCUCUCCCUCUCAUAAUUUUUCUCACUUUUCUUUUUUCCUUACUACUCCUUUUUCUAUGAUUUUUUAGCUCAAAAGAUACAGUGAAUCUGUGAUAUACAUAAAAUAAACAAAGCUAAGUGCUUUUUGAGACUCUCUUGGUUUGUUUCAUGAAUUUUGGGGGUUUUCUGGAUAAUAAUUCCGGUGGUAGCGGUGCAAGAAUUGUUGCUGAUAUACCAUUUAAUAACAACAGCAACAGCAGCAACAAUAAAAACAACAUGCCCACUGGUGCAAUUUCUCAGCCAAGACUUCUUCCUCAGUCUCUUGCCAAGAACAUGUUCAACUCUCCUGGACUUUCUCUUGCUCUUCAAACAGGCAUGGAAGGGCAAAGUGAGGUAACAAGAAUGGCAGAAAACUACGAGGGAAAUAACAGUAAUGGUAGAAGGAGUAGAGAGGAAGAACCAGACAGUAGAUCUGGAAGUGAUAACUUAGAAGGUGCAUCAGGUGAUGAUCAAGAUGCUACCGACAAACCACCAAGGAAGAAAAGAUACCACCGACACACUCCUCAGCAAAUCCAAGAACUUGAAUCUCUCUUCAAGGAGUGUCCUCAUCCUGAUGAGAAACAAAGGUUGGAGUUAAGCAAAAGGCUUUGCUUGGAGACUAGGCAAGUCAAGUUUUGGUUCCAAAAUCGUAGAACUCAGAUGAAGACUCAACUGGAACGCCAUGAGAAUUCGAUGCUAAGGCAAGAGAAUGAUAAGCUUCGAGCAGAAAACAUGUCUAUAAGAGAGGCAAUGAGAAAUCCAAUUUGCACUAAUUGUGGUGGUCCAGCAAUGAUUGGGGAAAUAUCUCUAGAGGAACAACAUCUUAGGAUGGAAAAUGCAAGGCUGAAAGAUGAAUUAGAUCGAGUUUGUGCACUUGCUGGCAAGUUUUUGGGUCGACCCAUUUCAUCUUUAGUUACAUCUAUGCCUCCACCAGCAAUGCCUAAUUCAAGUUUGGAACUUGGAGUUGGAAGCAAUGGAUUUGGUGGUAUGAGUAAUAACAUACCAACAACACUUCCUUUAGCUCCUCCUGAUUUUGGAGUUGGGGUUUCAAAUUCUAUGGCAGUGGUGGCUUCAAGUAGACAGUCAACUGGAAUUGAGAGAUCACUUGAAAGAUCUAUGUAUCUUGAACUUGCUUUGGCUGCUAUGGAUGAAUUGGUUAAAAUGGCACAAACUGAUGAGCCACUUUGGUUCAGGAGCAUUGAAGGUGGUAGAGAAAUACUGAACCAUGAAGAGUACAUAAGGACAUUUACUCCUUGCAUUGGUAUGAGACCAAACAGUUUUGUUUCUGAGGCUUCCAGGGAGACAGGCAUGGUUAUUAUCAAUAGUUUGGCUCUUGUUGAGACAUUAAUGGACUCCAACAAAUGGGCAGAAAUGUUUCCAUGCUUGAUUGCUAGAACCUCAACAACAGAUGUUAUAUCAAGUGGUAUGGGUGGAACCAGAAAUGGUGCACUUCAGCUGAUGCAUGCAGAGCUCCAAGUGCUUUCACCUUUAGUACCAAUAAGAGAGGUCAAUUUCCUGCGUUUCUGCAAGCAACAUGCUGAAGGUGUUUGGGCUGUCGUUGAUGUGUCUAUUGAUACCAUCCGUGAAACUUCUGGUGCACCGACAUUUCCAAACUCUAGAAGGCUUCCUUCUGGCUGUGUUGUCCAAGAUAUGCCCAAUGGCUAUAGUAAAGUUACAUGGGUAGAACAUGCCGAAUAUGAAGAGGGCGUGAAUCACCAUCUUUACCGGCAGUUGAUCAGCGCUGGCAUGGGCUUUGGUGCACAAAGAUGGGUGGCCACUCUCCAACGCCAAUGCGAAUGCCUCGCAAUCCUCAUGUCAUCCACCGUGUCUUCCAGGGAUCACACAGCAAUAACUCCAAGUGGAAGAAGGAGCAUGUUGAAGCUAGCACAACGCAUGACAAACAACUUUUGUGCUGGUGUUUGUGCUUCAACGGUACACAAGUGGAACAAACUUUGUGCAGGUAAUGUGGAUGAAAAUGUCCGUGUUAUGACCCGAAAGAGUGUCGAUGACCCCGGUGAACCACCGGGCAUUGUCCUAAGCGCUGCUACUUCCGUUUGGCUGCCCGUUUCGCCACAGAGACUCUUUGAUUUCCUCCGCGACGAACGUCUCCGUAGCGAAUGGGAUAUCCUAUCCAAUGGUGGACCUAUGCAAGAAAUGGCUCAUAUUGCUAAAGGCCAAGACCAUGGCAACUGCGUAUCCCUUCUCCGUGCUAGUGCAAUGAACGCGAAUCAGAGUAGCAUGUUGAUACUUCAGGAGACAUGCAUAGACGCGGCUGGGGCGCUUGUUGUUUACGCGCCAGUUGAUAUCCCGGCAAUGCAUGUUGUGAUGAACGGCGGAGAUUCUGCUUACGUGGCUCUGCUUCCAUCUGGAUUCUCCAUUGUACCCGAUGGCCCAGGAUCUCGUGGGUCAAGUAAUGCAAAUUGUGGGUCCAAUGGGCCAUCAUCUAAUGGGGGCCCAGAUCAAAGGAUUAGUGGAUCACUCUUGACUGUAGCCUUCCAAAUUUUGGUGAAUAGCCUCCCUACAGCCAAGCUCACAGUUGAAUCAGUGGAAACAGUCAAUAAUCUUAUAUCCUGCACAGUUCAGAAGAUUAAAGCUGCCCUUCAUUGUGAAAGCUAAAUUGGAAAAUAUUUGGGAGAAGGAUGCCACCUUUUCUUUUUUAAAAUUUUUUUGUUUUAUAAUAUAUAGCUUAACUAGUAAAAAAAAAUUAAAAAAAAAAAAAAAAAGUGCUAUCGUGUCGAGUUGACUAGGGGGUUGAGUCAAGAACGAACCGUGCUGAAAAGACCGUUGCUAGGUGGUAAGGGCCGGCUCAACUAGCCUGAGGUUGUAAAUUUGGCUCUUAACACAAAGCAAAGGUGGUGGUUCGGGUAUUGACUCAGGAACUUAUAGUUGGUUCAAGCGAUAAGGUGAAAUCAGCUCAAGGGUUGAGUAUGAUUUCAAAAUAUGGAAAUUUCAUUUUGGGAAAUUUGUGUGACAAGAGAGUCAAUUUCAGCAGCUAUGGUUUAUUUUGAUGAAUUUAUAGUUGAGUGUCAUAAUGGCUCAUUUGUUUGGUCUGGUGGGGGACUAAUCAACUAUUGUAAGUUAUCUUAAUUGACUGCUUUAAUUUGAUUGUCUUUUUCUUGUUUAUUUCUUUGCUAAUAUGGUCUAGGUUCACAUUUGAUCACAAGUGAAAUUGUGUUUUCUUUACCUUUUUAAAUUGAAAGUUGUAAUAUGUAUAUCUUUCUGAUAAUAAGUUCAAUCUUUACUUGGAA